AUGGCCUUCCUCUCAGAGUUCAUCCGAGUCGUCGGCAUGCUAACGUUUGCUGUUCCUCACGCCAUGUCAAAAGAGGACUUCUAUAAGGGAUACUGCAUUCCAAAAGAUGCAGUCAUCCUUUCCAACCCGUGGGCUGUCAAUAUGGAUCCGGGAAUCUACAAAGACCCGAAAUUUCAGGCCAGAGCGUUGGAUUGGAUGCCCGCGUCUGCCCCGUCCUGCCCUCUUCGGUUUCGGCAAACGAGCCUGCCCUGGUCAAGCACUCAGACUGAGCUCAAUGCUUAUAGGAAUUGCUCGCGGGCUAUGGGAUUUCGAGCCUAA
Messenger RNA from Aspergillus lentulus, 318 nucleotides. The record is from RefSeq and is a predicted model, not a curated record. Lineage: Eukaryota; Fungi; Ascomycota; Eurotiomycetes; Eurotiales; Aspergillaceae.